This is a messenger RNA of Plasmodium vinckei vinckei, 4377 nucleotides long. RefSeq names its product DNA repair protein RAD5, putative. Gene Ontology annotation, molecular function: ATP binding; ATP-dependent chromatin remodeler activity. The transcript is spliced from 3 exons. Lineage: Eukaryota; Apicomplexa; Aconoidasida; Haemosporida; Plasmodiidae. The coding region runs from base 1 to 4377 and encodes 1458 amino acids. The record is from RefSeq and is a predicted model, not a curated record.
AUGACUAGUUCAAAUUAUUUUAAAUGUGAAAAUAAUAUUUGUAAUGAAUCAGAUAGCGCAUCAAAAUAUAACUAUGGCGAUGACGUUAUCGAACUUGUGAAUUUAAACAGCAAUGGCUGUAAAUCAUCUAAUGUAAAAGAAAUAAAUAGUCUUAAAAAAUGCUCGAGAAACGAAGCUAAUCACAAUACAUUUAAAGAAUCGAGUAGUGACAUUGAAAUAAUUGGUGAUACACGAAUUUACAAUAAUGAUAAGAUAGACGAAAUAGAGUUAUUAAAUAAGGAUGGAGAAUUAAUUAGAGGUAAAGGUGUUUAUUUUGAAUAUUAUUUAGGUUGUAUAGAAACAGAUUCGAUUAUAUUAUCUAGCGAAAUAUGCGACGUUAAAGAUGAUAAAGAUAUAAGUAUAAGUUAUGAAAUAACACCCAAAUCUACUAAGAGAUCAUAUUCUCCUAUGUAUAAUUUAAAAAUAAAUAAUAAUUAUAUUAGUUCAAAUGAUUAUAUAAAAAUAAUAGGUAGAAAUAUACCAAAUAAAACGCAAAAAGGUAAAAAAAAAGCACCUCAAAAAAAACAAAAAAAAGAAAGUAAUGACGAUUGUUCUAUUGUAUGCUAUGAUAUGGUAUCUCAGGAAAAUAAUAAGUUUAAUCAUACAUUAUCAUCAGAUAAAAAAUAUGUAGAAAUGGAUAAAUAUAAAUGUGAAGUUUUAAAAGAUAUUAAUGAAGGAUAUCCAUGUAUAAGACUUAAACAUAAUAAUAGAGAUGUAUCAAAAUUAAAAAGUCAUUUAUCAAAAACUUUAAGUGUACUUUUGGUAUUAAAUGCUAUAAGAAUAGAAAUAAAAUUAGAAAAAAUAUCAUUAUCUGAUUUUAAAUUUGGUGGAAGUUUAAAGACAUUUGUGCAUGUUAUUUUAUAUCCUGAUUCAUUUAAAAUAGAUGUACAUAAAUAUCAUGAAUAUAAUUCUUUAAUCAAGCAAAGUGUAAAUAAUUUAUUUAAAGAAUUAAAUAUUACACCAUUAAGAUUGGCAAAAAAUGUAAGCGCCGAUUCUUUUGAUGAUUUGAAUACUAUAAUAGUUACCGGAAAAACCUUUUCGAAAAAUAAUGGUACUUUCUCCAACAAAUAUCAAAGUUCAUCAUUAACUAUCAACACUAACAAUGCCACUUCUUUAGAUAUUGCAUUGAAAGGGGGAACACAAGGUUCGUCUACCACCUCUCAAGCAAAGGACGACGAAGAAAUUUUGGAUACAACAAGCGAAAACGAAAUAGAAGAAAAAAACGAAGAUACAACGAAUCUUGUUUUUGUCGAAGAAAAAUAUAGAGGUGGUUAUUUACUCGAGGAGUUUAAAGAAAUUUAUCCAAAUAGUGUAUAUUUUAAGCCCACGUUAAAAACAUACCAAGCAGAAGGAAUAUGGUGGAUGUACCUAAAGGAAAAUCCACCUGAAUAUCUGAAGGAAAAUAUCUCCAAAGGGGAAAAGACAAAGGAAAUUGACUUGGACCAAAUUAUUAGAAGUAAUAUUGUAGAUAGUGACGUAUCUGUAGAUAAAGAAGUGCAUUCAGAUAGCGAUAUACGUGCAUAUAGCGACGUAUAUAUAGAUAAAGAAAUAUAUACAAAUAAAGAUGUAUAUGUAGAUAAAGAAGUAUAUACAACUGAAGAGGCAUAUGUAGGCAAAGAGGUAUAUAUAGAUAAAGAGGUAUAUGUAAAUAAAGACAUACAUGACUGUGAAAUUUAUUUAUUGGAUAUGAAAACAGAGAAUGAGCCUUCUAACCCGGAUAUAAAAAUAAAAGAUGAAAGUGACAAAGAAAAUGGCCACAUGAACGAAAUAAGUAAUAAGAAGAAACUAAUAAAGACCGAAGAUUAUAACAAUGAUGAUGAUAAUGAUAUUCGAAACAAAGAGCCAUUAAAUCCUAUGUGGGAAGAACAUGCAUUUAUACCUAAUAUAAAAAUAUAUGAAGAAGGAAAAUUAAUAUUUGUAUUAAAAUAUUUUUAUGUAAAUAAAAUAACUGGAUGCUUAUCUUUGACAUAUCCACAAUAUGUUCCUCAAUUCCGAGGUGGAAUUUUAGCGGAUGAAAUGGGUUUAGGUAAAACAAUACAAAGUAUAGGUUUAAUAGCACAUGAUAUUUAUCAAAAUAAAUUACAUAUAAAAAAUAAUAUUGUAGAAAAUAAAAAUAACAUUACAUAUUUGAUUGAAAAUACAAUAAAGGGAUUUAAUUACAACAAAGGUGGGACAUUAAUAAUUGCACCUCUUGCUUUGAUUUAUCAAUGGAAACAAGAAAUAGAUAAACAUACAAAAAAAGGCUUUAUAAGUUCAUAUAUAUAUUAUGGUAAUUCAAAAGAUAUAAAUAGCGAUUUAUUGUCAAAAUAUUCAGUGGUUCUUACUACAUAUUCAACUUUAGUUUCUGAAUAUAAAAAUACGUGGAAUAAGAAUCUUUCUAGCAACUCCACUGCUGAUGGGCAGGGAAAAAACGAAGACAACAUAGAAAGCAAAUUCUCAUAUACAAAAUGGACAAAAGAAAAACGAGAAUCAAAUGAGAAACUAGAAGAUGUUGAUAAAUUCGAGGGAUGGUCAAACAAUGAGCAAGGAAAAGGUGAUAGAAUUAAAAAGAGGAAAUUAAACAGCUUUUUUAUGAAAACAGGAUUAAAUAAUGGGAAAAAUUCAAUGUUACCUUCAAAUGGUGAUAAAAAAACAAAUAAAGUAUUAAAUAAUAUGAAAGAAUAUCCAUUAUAUAAAAUAACAUGGAGAAGAAUAAUAAUUGACGAAGCUCAUGUUAUUAAAAAUAAAAAUUCAAUUCAAUCAAUUGCUGUUUGGAAAUUAAGAGGAGAAAGAAAAUGGUGUUUAACAGGAACACCUAUACAAAAUUCUUUAUACGAUAUAUUUCCCUUAUUGAGAUUUUUAGGAAUAAAACCAUAUGGUAAUAUUGAAUGGUGGAAUAAAGAAAUUGCUGAUUAUGUAAAUAGAAAUAAAUUAAAUAUAGCAUUAGAUAUAGUUCGAAAAAUAUCUUCUCCUAUUUUAUUAAGAAGAACAAAAAAUUCCAAAACAAGAGAUGGAUAUAAUAUUAUUACUUUACCGAAAAAAAAUGUGCAUAUAUUAAAAUUAAAAUUUUCUUUAGAAGAAGAAGAUUUUUAUCGAGCUAUAUUUUAUAGAAGUAAAACAAAAUUUGAUACAUAUAUGCAUGAUGGCAAUGUAUUAAGUCACUACUCUCAUGUUUUACAACUACUUCUAAGGCUACGGCAAUGUUGUUCUCAUCCUUUGUUACUAUUUUCGAAGCCAUUUUUUGAAGAAUGGAAUGAAGAAGAUAUUAUAAAUGAAAUGUAUGGAGAAAAUUCUAAAAUAGCACCAUCUACAAUCGAUUCAACAGCUGGCAAAUCGAGUAUCGAUGUAAAAUCAUCAAGCAUGAAAGUAGAAGAUACACUGAAAAGGGACACAGUAAAAAAUGAAGUAUUGAAAAAGGAUACUCUGAUAUACAACUUUUUGCAAAAAUCGUCAAAUUCGAAAAAUUUGAACAGUGAUUAUAAAGAAGAAAUAGAAAUGCUAAAAAAUGGUACAGCUAUGCAAUGUGUUAUUUGUUUAGAAGAUUCAGUAUAUCCAUUAAUCAGUAAAUGCUUACAUAUAAUGUGUAAAAAGUGUGCAGAUUAUUAUUUUCAUUUAACACAAAUAGCAGAAAAGAAAUGCCCAGGAUGUGAUAAUUAUAUAAGUUUAAAAUCGUUAAAAACUUUACAACAAAAUAAAUCGCCUUUAGAUGAUUUUUUAAAAAAAAUGAAAAAGGAUAAUUUUGUAUAUUCUACUAAAUUAAGAAUAUUAUUUGAUCAUAUAAAAGAAGAUAUAAAAAAUGAACUUCAUAUAGUUGUAUUCUCACAAUGGAUAGGUUUUCUUAAAAUAAUUGAAAAAUUAUUAACACUUCAUGAAAUCCCCAAUAAAAUAUAUGAUGGAUCAUUAACAUAUGAGCAAAGGAAAACCACACUUUAUUGGUUUAACAUUCAAAAAGGCAAAAUAUAUCAACCAGGAAUUGGAUUUUGUCAAUCAACUGGUGAUAUUCCUAUUGAAAAUAAAUCAGGAAAGGUUUUAUUGUGUUCAUUAAAGGCGGGAGGAGUUGGAUUAAAUUUAACAGUUUCAUCAAAAGUAUAUCUUAUGGAUUUGUGGUGGAACCCAGCUAUUGAAGAUCAAGCAUUUGAGAGAAUACAUAGAAUAGGACAGUUGAAGGAUGUAAAUAUAUACAAAUUUGUUUUGGAAAAAACAGUCGAAGAACGAAUUUUGCAAAUACACCAAAACAAACAAUAUACAGCUAAUCAAUGUUUAGCGCAAGUUGGAAAUAAAAUAAAUACAGAUGUUAAUUUAGUCACCCAAAAACUAGGAAUGGACGAUUUUAUACUUAUGUUCAAAGAUUGGAACUGA